Molecule: messenger RNA, 2718 nt
Organism: Ogataea haglerorum
Lineage: Eukaryota; Fungi; Ascomycota; Pichiomycetes; Pichiales; Pichiaceae
Exons: 1
Coding region: 1-2718 (905 amino acids)
Biological process (GO): maturation of SSU-rRNA from tricistronic rRNA transcript (SSU-rRNA, 5.8S rRNA, LSU-rRNA); ribosomal small subunit assembly
Cellular component (GO): Pwp2p-containing subcomplex of 90S preribosome; small-subunit processome
Molecular function (GO): protein binding
Source: RefSeq, a predicted model, not a curated record
AUGAAGUCUGAUUUCAGAUUCUCAAACCUGCUGGGAACUGUCUACCGACAAGGAAACAUUAUCUACAACGAAGAAGGUACGUUGCUGCUUUCUCCUGUGGGAAAUAGAGUUUCCGUGUUUGAUCUAGUGAAUAAUAAAUCCUUCACUCUGGACUACGAACAUCGCAAGAACAUCGCCUGCAUUGCUCUGAACAGGCAAGGAACGCUACUUCUCUCCGUUGAUGUUGACGGGAGAGCCAUUCUUGUUAAUUUCAAGGCCCGCACGGUCUUACAUCACUUCAAUUUCAAAGAAAGAGUCCACGAUCUUCAAUUUUCACCUAGCGGUACGCAUUUCGCUCUGGCAGCCGGCAGGUUCGUCCAGGUGUGGAAAACUCCAGACGUUGCUGAAGAUCGCCAGUUUGCGCCCUUUGUACGCCAUAGAGUGUAUGCUGGACACUACUCAGACAUCACGUCUAUUUCUUGGUCUGGAGACUCCAGAUACAUUUUGUCGACCAGUAAGGAUCUGACAAGCAGGAUUUUUUCGUUACACAGCGAGGAUAGAGACGUCAAAAUGACCUUGGCGGGACACAGAGAUUAUGUUAUGAAGGCAUUUUUUGACAAGGACCAGGAGAUAAUAUACACUAUAUCGAAAGACGGAGCUCUUUUCAGAUGGGAGUACACAGAAAGACCCGGAGAGGAGGAAAUGGUUGAGGAUCAAAAGCACAUGAGCUGGAGAAUCAUCUCAAAACACUUUUUUUUCUCGGAACACAACGUCAAAUGCGCCACGUUCCAUGCUCCAACCAACUUGCUCAUUGUUGGCUUUUCCAACGGAGAGUUCCGCUUAUACGAUCUGCCUAGUUUCACGAUGCUCCAGCAGCUGUCGAUGGGGUUCAAUGCUGUGAACACUGUUGCCAUCAAUUCGACGGGAGAGUGGGUUGCUUUUGGGUCUAAGAAGCUCGGACAGCUGCUCGUGUACGAAUGGCAGUCAGAGUCGUAUAUUCUUAAACAGCAGGGACAUUUUGACGCAAUGAACUGUCUUGCCUAUUCGCCGGAUGGCAGCCGAAUUGUCACCGCUUCAGACGACGGAAAAAUCAAGAUCUGGGAUGUUGUUUCCGGUUUUUGUCUGGCCACCUUCGAGGAGCACACUUCCGCUGUGACCCAGGUUGUUUUUGCGAAAAAGGGCCAGGUGAUGUUUUCCUCGUCUUUGGACGGUACGGUCAGAGCAUGGGAUCUCAUUAGAUAUAGAAAUUUCCGUGUGUUCACGUCCACCACCAGAAUGCAGUUCAGCUGUCUUGCUGUUGAUCCGAGUGGAGAAAUCGUUUGCGCGGGCUCUCUCGAUGAGUUCAGCAUCCAGGUCUGGUCUGUGCAGACCGCACAGCUACUUGAUCAACUUGCUGGCCACGAAGGCCCGGUGUCGUGCCUAAGCUUUGGCAGCGAGGGCUCCCCGUUGCUUGCCAGUGCGUCGUGGGACAAAACCAUUAGGAUCUGGGACAUAUUCAGCAGAACUCAGACAAGCGAGCCUUUUGAUGUGCUCCACGAGUGUCUGUCGUUAGCCAUGCGGCCAGAUUCCAAAGAAGUCGCUGCCUCCACGCUUGACGGACAAAUCACGUUCUGGGACGUGCAGCAGGGAAAGCAGGUGAGACAAAUUGACGGAAAAAAUCACAUAAUAGCAGGCCGGUACGUGGAAGACCGGUUUGUUGCUGCGAAGUCGGCGAGAGGCAAAUACUUCUCCACCAUCGCCUACAGUUUUGACGGACUGUCUAUGGUGGCUGCAGGAAACAACAACUCGAUAUGUCUCUAUGAUCUCCCCAACGAGGUGCUUCUCAAACGGUUCACCGUGUCGCAGAAUAUGCAGCUGAACGGAACUUUGCAGUUUUUGAACUCAAAGAACAUGACUGACGGUGGUCCACUUGAGCUCAUCGACGACGACGGAGAACUAUCGGAUUUGGAGGAAAGAAGACGGAACGAUUUCUCGUUGCCGGGGUCCAAUAGAGGAGAUCCGUCAGCAAGAGCCACGCGGCCGGAGAUCCGGGUCACCAGUGUGCAGUUCUCUCCAACAGCCAACGCUUUUGCCUGUGCUUCCACCGAGGGGCUUCUGAUCUACAGCGUGGACGACAGUCUGGUGUUUGAUCCGUUUGACUUGGACGUCGAUGUGACUCCAGAAGCUACAUUGGCCGUGUUGAAGGACGGCGAAUAUAUGACUGCUCUCGUGAUGGCGUUCAGACUGAACGAGACGUAUUUAAUUCACAAGGUUUACGAAGCCAUCAAGAUUAGCGACGUGCCGCUCGUUGUGCGAGACUUGCCCUUGGUCUACGUGGAGAAACUGUUUUCGUUCAUUGGCUCGAUCCUUAUGGAAAGCGCGCACAUUGAAUUUAAUCUGGUGUGGAUUGCAACCAUUUUACGGGUGCAUGGAAAAUAUAUCACAAAGAACAGACACCAAUUUGCGAGCUCGAUGCGUUUGGUUCAAAGGUUCCUAAACAGGGUGGCCAAGGACGUGGUCAGUGCCGGCAUCAGAUCCGAGCAGUUCUAUCUUUACCUCAGUGCAGACAAGGAAAAGCCCGCCAUGCAGAUUGAUGGAAGCGAAAACGGCGGAGCUCCGGAGAGCACAUCUGACUCGGAGUCUGACCAGGAGUCCGACCAGGGGAGGAUGAGCGAUAUAGAGGACGAUGGUUGGUUUGGCCCUGGACAGCAAAAAGAGCUUUCCCUACGGUUUGAUGGCUCAGGUGAUGAAGAUAUAUAA